Molecule: messenger RNA, 2623 nt
Organism: Grammomys surdaster
Lineage: Eukaryota; Metazoa; Chordata; Mammalia; Rodentia; Muridae
Gene: Rnf222
Product: ring finger protein 222
Exons: 3
Coding region: 287-922 (211 amino acids)
Source: RefSeq, a predicted model, not a curated record
CAGUCAUUAAGAAAUGCCUCCACAGCCGGCACAGUGACAGCAGCUGUCAGCCCAGGUGGGUGGCUCCCAUCUGUGAAGGACUUGGGUAGAAAGACCGACACUACUCUCUCAGGCUCGGAUCUCGGUGACUUUGCCCAUUUCCAAAAUACCAGACACAUCCUCCAAGAAUGAAAAUCUACUUUUAUCAAGGUUAAUCAGAACCUUCUGACAGCCUCGAGCCUCCACAGAGGGAGCCUCUGACGAAUGACUGAACAUGGCUGCUGAGGCCUGUUAUCUCUGAGGGGCCAUGUCAGAAGGGGGAAGCAAGGACAGCUCGGGCAGCGAGUGCCCUGUGUGCUACGAGAAGUUCCGGGAUCUGGAGGGCGCCAGCCGGACACUGAGCUGCGGCCAUGUGUUCUGCCAUGACUGCUUGGUCAAGUACCUGCUCUCUACCCGCGUGGAUGGACAGGUGCAGAGGACUAUCGUCUGCCCCAUCUGCCGCUAUGUCACCUUCCUCAGCAAGAAGAGCUCCCGCUGGCCCUCCAUGCUGGACAAGAGCUCGCAGACCCUGGCUGUGCCUGUGGGCCUGCCCUCCGUGCCCUCACCAGACCGUGGAGGCCACACAAACCCCCUGGUUAUGUCCCACCAGGUCUGGAGACAAUCGCCAAGCCAGGGGCCUCAGCUCCCCUUGGACCUCCUGCCCACCCUGCCCCGAGAGUCACAGAUUUUCAUCAUCAGUCGCCACGGGAUGCCGUUGGGGGAACAGGACAGUGUGCUGCCCCGACGUAGCCUGGCAGAGAUAUCUGAGGCAUCCCCGGCUCCCAGCGCCACCCGUUCUUUCUGCUGCCGGUCUCGGGCCCUCCUGCUCAUCACCCUCAUUGCUGUGGUGGCUGUGGUAGCUGCCAUCCUGCCCUGGGUGCUGCUGGUGAGGAAGCAGGCCUGAGUGGCGGCAGGCAGAGGACAGGGGAGCAAGGCCCAGUAUCUAAGCUGUGCUGGCCACGGCUUGGGAGAGGGCAGAGGGUCCUAGUGUAGACCUGGUACAAUCAAGUUGCAGAGGGAGGUCCCGGACUCAGAGAGGACACAGGUGGGGGCAUAUUGGAAGGAUAAGGGCUUUGUCUCCACCUUUCAUGCCUUGUCAGUGAGGGCUUUGGCAUGAGGAGAGGCUUGGGACAGAGAUACCCUGAGGCUAACACUGAAUGGCCAACUCCCCAUUUGUGGCCCCAUAAGUAUCCCCAACAAACACCCCUUCUCUAGGCUGGAACUUAGCAAGCUAGAAGCUGGGUGGCCACUGCUCUCCUACAGGGUCAUAAACCUUACCAGCCAAGUAACAAACCUGAAGCCAGGUAGACCUAGGUAGUUUUGCUGGCCGGUGUCCUACCAGGUGAGAGCCCAGUGGAAGGCCUGUUCCAGAUCAGAAUUCCCUCCCACAGAGGAUCGUCUACAGGCCCAGCUAGGGUCCUAGCUCCAGUUCUCCAGCAUCUUAGCCUCACAUAAGAACCUCAAGCCGCCCACUGCUAAGUGGUCCUGUCUCCAACCCAUCAUCUUGAAAGAGGAAGAUGAUGAUCUCAGAAGCUGUAGCCCAGGAUAGGGGGUGGGAAGUGGGGCAACCGAGAAAAGGUUUUCCAGGUGGUGGUCAAUAGGAAACACUCCGUGAAAGAGGCUGCUGUUGACAGACUAGGCACAGCCUCAGAGGGUUCUGUAAACUGCCAGGCCCAAGGAGCAGACCUGACUUCCAGUCUUAGAGUUCUCAAGGGUGAACUAGAAGACAAGGGGUGGAGGGGACGCCCUCCAGGUGAGACUUGAGUCAGCUGAGAGCUGGGUGAGCAAGUUAACCCCUGGGGGCUCCCACCUUCCUCCCUGCCAGUCCACCCCCUCAUGAGCCAACCAUUCAUUAGACGCCACACCAGCUGGGCCAGUUUCCCAGGUGGAUGCUCUAGGGCUGAGCUGGGUGAGGAAGGGUGGGGAAGAAAGCAGCUGAGCUUGUCAGCUGUCUCAACAGAUGCUGAGAGCUGGGCACUGCACCCUGGAGUGGUUGGGUACCUCACUGAUGACGCCUAUAAGGAAAGCCUCCGAGUGGGUCUCUCUUGAGGAAGUCCUCAAGGAAGCUAAUCCCUUGUCACUGAAAACAACAGCGACUUCCAGCUACUGUCUCAGAGAGGAGAGGUUUGGCAUCCAGGGUGUGCCACUAGUUGAGCCCAUCCACAACAUCCACAGGAGUUCACUACCUGUGUAGAAGGAAAUAAUGCUAUCCCUCUUAGCUACUUCUCCGAUGUCUGCCGUGGUUGACAUCUGGGGACCAUCAGAAAGAGCCUCACUCAACAAGGGAUGUUUGUGACAAAGUAGCUGUUGCUUUCAGGUGUCCACCAGUGGUUUAUACUUCUUUUAAGACUAGAGAACACAGGUACUGGGCCGGAGGGUGGGGCGAUAUUUAUUAUAGAAACAAAAGGAACCUUGCAGACUUGUGAGUCUGUGUCCACCUUGGCCACGAGAUUCUAGGGAACUGAUUCAAAGCCUUCCAAAUCCUGCAGUGUUUGCCGAGGCUCUUCCAAAAUACCUGUGACGUUUUCAUGUUGUUCGGCUGCAACUUGUAGAGGCUACUUCUUUCGUUUUCAAAUAAAGGUGGGAAGCCAUUUUUAAAAUAAAA